UCUCUUGUCUGCUCGCCCUUCCUUCCAUGAGAGCCGGAGAAUCCGAGGCGGAAUUCUGCGCUUUUUUCCUGCGUGUUGUUGUUCUGCUUCCCUCCGCUGCCGCGCGGUCGCUCCGGGCGUGAAGAGGAGGGAGAGGGGGAAAAAAAGAUUGUGGGAGCAGGUCAUGGUGUCCAGUGAAAAGGUGUGGGACCCCCAUCAUGCGGGCCAUAUUCCAUCACAUCUAAGUGAACGGCACCUGGCUCCUAGCCCUUCUCCCCCCUCCAACCCCGCACUUAUUGCACCUAAGGGCGCCACGAUCCACCAGCGUCGCUGGCCGUCCCCUGCGUCUUCCCUGUCGCCGCCUUCGGUGGCUUUCAGUGGCGCUCAUUCUGCUCAAGUCUACAAGGCGGAACGAGGACGACACGGGCCCCUCCACUGUGCCCAAGAGGAAGAAGAGCAGCUGGACAUGAAGGGGAAAAGACUCCGCGGAGAGGCCACCAUGGAAGACAAGCUGGAGGACGUGGGCGAUGGACCCAAAAAUGCAAAAAUCACUCUAAGCUUCCCGCUUAGUGCAGCCCCCCUCCCGACAUCUCUGACCUCACCAAACCACUGUCACGGCUCUUCCUCGUCUUCCUCUUCCCCUCACCGGCGGCGACCAUCCUCCAAGAGCUCAGACAAGGGGGUGCUGUGGAAACUGGAUGCCACCAUGGACGUAAAGCACAGACCCUUUAAGCCCCCGAGACACGACAGCUCUCCGUCCUCCUCUCCCUCCUCCUCCUCGUCCCCCAUGACUGUUCCGGCGUUUACCAGAAAGGACAUAAAAUCACCCCCUCCCCUUAAGUGCUCCAAAAUCAAUUCAGAGACACAGAUUCACAGGUCACCCCCGCGGUCCUCCAGUGGGCUGUUAGGGGGUUGUUUUCCUGGAGAUGGAUGGGAUGAGAGGCAGAGAGUGACCAACGGGACCGUCUCGCCCUCCCAGACCGCUCAGAUUCUCUUCAGCCUGGGCACGCCAGCCUAUCCGAGGGGGGAGGCAGAGAGGAAAGAGAAGCUGACUGGGAGGCCAGCUGGGAAAGCGGGAAGUCCCCAUGGGCCCAGCCUCCAUCCGCCCACCCUCCAACUCCCUCCUCCCUUACCCCCUCCGCCUCCCCCACCAUCCGAGGGUUUGACCGCGCCGCCACACUCUUCCUCCUAUUCUCCUACCAACAGCCUGAAGCCGGAGUUGAUUUGCGGAGUCUGCCACCGGCUGUUCAGCUCGGCGUCCUCCCUCACGGUCCACAUGAGGCUGCAUCGCGGCAGCCGUGGCCUCAGCUGCCAAUACUGUGGGAAAGUUUUCAUCCACAGCAAGAGACUGCAUUCCCACGAGGCCUCCUGCAGGCUGCCCGGCCUGUCCUCCGGCAGCCUGCGCCCUCCUCUUACCGUAAAGCCAAAAGAAGAACCUCUGGAGGAGGGCGAGGUGAGAGUGGAGGGGGGAGUGAUCGUGGAACAGGGAGGCAGCAGUGAGGCACGGCCCGGGAAGAAAGUGAGGAGCCUCCUGGCUCGUAUCCAAGGUGAUGAUGCAGCAGGCGCGGAGCGGCUGGCUGGCGACGAGAGCCAUUUUGUGAAGGUGGUGGAUGGCACCGUCAUUUACUUCUGCUCCGUGUGCGAGCGCUCCUACAUGACUUUAUCCAGCCUGAAGCGUCAUUCCAACGUGCACUCGUGGCGCCGCAAAUACCCGUGCCACUACUGCGACAAGGUCUUCGCCUUGGCCGAGUACCGCACAAAGCACGAGGUGUGGCACACGGGGGAGAGGCGGUACCAGUGCAUCUUCUGCUGGGAUGCUUUCGCCACCUACUACAACCUGAAAACACACCAGAAGACGAUUCACGGGAUCAAUCCCAGCCUCAUCUCCAGUGAAAAAACAGCCAACGGGGGCUAUAAGCAGAAAGCCAACGCCCUCAAGCUUUACCGCCUUCUUCCCAUGCGCUCUCAGAAGAGACCCUACAAGACCUACAGUGACAGCUUACACAACGGGCUUCUACUGCCCUCAGCUGAAGCCUCUGCCCUCUCUCUGCCCGGCCUGGGUUGUCCUUUAAGCCCAGGAGAACUACAGAGCCUCAUCGCCGGGGCCUCGCAUCAGACCCUAAAGCCUGAUCCAGAUGCUUUUCCUGACGGUUUCCAUGUUUCCAUCGCUGCUGACCACUCCCCGCUAACGUCCCUCCCCCAAGCGAACGUGCCCCAAGUUAGAAGAGAGGAAUGCGAGGUACUAGAGUCAGAGUCAGAGCAAGGGAAAGGCGUUAGCAGCUACAGACCGUCGAACAGCACCAAAACCAAAAGCGUCAAAAGUAGCAGAGUUACAGAAGCGAGCAUGCCCUCUGUGAUCACGUACGGCCACACGAAACCCUCCGUCAUAGUUCACGGCACCGCAGUGUCAUCCUCUGUUAUUGUGCAUAGCAACCAGGUGACCUCAGGGAGUGAAAAAAGUCCUGUGAGCAGCCCGUCCCCCGAAACAGAAAGCAGCCAGGCUGCACUUAAAGCAGGUCCUCGGUCAAACAAAAAGCAAAGGCACAGCGCAGAUAAUCAUAGGAAGAGGUCAAGAGAGGGUUCAGACACACGAGACGAGGGUUCUUCAAGAGACAGGCGGGAGGCAGAGACAGGCCGAUUAGUUCACAAAACACGCAAGUCCCACAGCAAGAGUAGCAUUUCCAUCUCAAAGCAGCUGUCGGCAUCUGCGGGGUCACAGGUCAGAGAGGCAGGGUCGCUGUGUCAGAUCACUGUGCGCAUCGGGGAGGAGGCCAUCGUGAAGCGCAGCAUCUCCGAGACAGACCUGAGGAGAGACAAGGGCCUCUCCCCUCCGAAAACCAAACGGAGCGAAACGGCUUCUGGAGCCAAGGAGCCACGCCCGGCUCACUCGCACCACCACCACAACAAACACCGCCUUCAGAGCAAAGCCAGCCUGGACCAAGAGAGGAAUAAAAAUGCAGGAGACUGUGAAGAGGACGAGGAGGAAGAGGAGGAGGAGGGCAGACAAAAGAGCCCCAAACCUCCUGACCGGGUGAGGGAGUACUUCUUCCGUAAAGAGGUGCGUGAGCAGGACAGCGACAAUGACACCGAGGAUAAUUUAUGGCGACCCUACUACUCCUACAAGCCUAAGAGGAAGGCCCAAGCACAUCUACAGAGAGUAAAGAGCUGGCAACGGAAACUCAAGUACAAGCGUUCCAUCCGACUGAAGAAGAGAGCAGAGAGACUUAAGAGCCUUCUGAGUAAACAAACCAAGAAGUUACAGGACGAGGAAGAGGACCGGCCGACCGAAGAGGCUGAGAGAUCGUCAACAGCUAGCAGAGACGAGAAGGAAGAAAAGCAGAAAGAAGCUCCUCUGAAGGAGAACAGUAAAGAUGCAGAAAAGCCGGUCAAAGAGGACCCUCCCCAGCUGCACCCUCCAAAGCCUUCUCUGUCUACCUCAGCGCCACCUGCAGGAAUCAAAAGGCGACCUUGGUCUAACGGGAACGCGGCCGAGUGCAGCACGUGUGGCCGCUGGUUUUCCAGCCCUCGUAAAAGGGACAAGCACGAACUCAACCACCUGCUGGAGUUCGUUUGCCUCUUCUGUCGAGCCACUUUUCCCUCAAGGGACAAAUUGGAGGACCACCAGAGAGCCCAGCAUCCGAAGCCGACCGAUCCGUCCUCCGGGCCUCCGAAAGGGGAACACUUUCUUGGGGGCGGGGUCAAAUCGGCAACCGAGACUGCAAAAUAUGAUGAAGACAGAGGGGGGAACGUUCGCUUGGCGGGGAGUCCGAGUCGCCUGAGCAGAAGAGCCUUGUCUCGACACACCUGUCCUCAGUGCUACAAGGUGUGCAAGACGUCUUCGGCUCUAACUCGGCAUAUCCGCCGCCAUGAGCUGAGCAGCUCUCCAGAGAGAGAAAAUGAUGAGUCCGAGCCAAAGACAUCUCAGACGUUUUCCAACUCUCUCUGUAAAGAUUCAGAUAAAGGACAGAUUCCCAGCGCGCUCUCUGUUUCAGUUAUCAGCUAUUCUGCACAAGAGCAGCAUAGCGAUGCUUUGACAUCCCAGAAACGUGAAAAUCAGCUUUCAGAUCACCUAAAGUCAGAUCCCUGUGAAAAAAACAAAACAACAGAACUCAAAACAACAGAACCAUCAACUCCAGAGAGAGAGCUGAGACCAAACACCUCAGACCCGGCGACUGAAAUCCCAGUUAACCUCUCCCCCUCCAAACCUGAGGUCACCCCUGCCACCCUCCAGAGUGUGCUGGUCAUGAACGGCCCAGACUGUCUCGACUACCGCACCCCCAGCAAAAAGACCCUCGACAGCCAGGCCCACAGAGCGCCCAGCCCUGUGCAGCUGACACCCUCCAGCAUCUCCCCGAAUGUGCCUGUGACAUCACAAACCAGAAUAACCACUGCUGCUCCUCCAGUUUCCAUGACAACCCCUCUCAUCUCUAAAGGGGGAUUCAUGAGACGGGAUGGGGUCAUUAUGGAGAGUGAGAAGCAGAGCAGGAGUGGUGCAUUACUGCACGCAACUUACACAGAAUCCCCUCUGGUUCCAGAUUUCAGAGCGCAAGCUUUGUCCAGGAGUCCAUCUCCCACUGAAGCACAAGACCUUACUAUGUCCUCUAUGCUAGCUCGAGAGAGGGAUCUAGAGAGGCAAAGGGAGGCGGAGAAGGAGCUGGAGAGACAGAGGGAACGAGAGAAAGUCAUUGAGAAAGAACGAGAGAAAGAGGUAGAGAGGUCUCAACAAAUUGCUAGAGUUGCUCACACCCCACAGAACCAAAGUGCGCUCUUGGUCCCCAAAGAGGAGCCCCUUAGCCCCAUUCCAUCUCCCCAACACAUCCCCACUCAAACCACUAUGAAUGGACCCUCUUCACACAGGCACACUCCCAAGUCCCCCUGCCGGUCCCCUUCGACUGCUGGACUGUUGGCGCGAGCGAGUCGCCAGGUUCACACCGGUUCACAAGGACUCGACAGGCUCACACAACCCAUCGGAGCAGCUGGCGGCGGGGACCGCCCCUCUGCCCACGCUCUGCUUCUCCCCAGAGCUCCCCAGCUUCCCCAGCCAGACAACCAGGACACUGUUUCUCUGAGAGACCCCCAGCAAAGGGAUGCCACGCCGGUUGGAUAUACUUCCCAGGACUACCCUCUGCCCCUGAUAGUGCCGGACAAUUACCACCCUGGGAAGAAGCACGAGGAAAACCUCCUCAUGUCUUCCUAUCCACCGGGGGCACUUCCCUUUGGCCCCCUGGGAAAAGUGAUAGGGCCUAAUGGCGGCGACUUGGCCAAGCUGCCAUUCUAUCCCGACCCCUACCAGCUGCUCUAUGCGCCCCACCUCCUGGCCUACCCGUACAACCUGGCAGCGCUUCCUGUUGCUCUGAACAUGAUGGGGCCUCGGGGCGACAAGGUGGAGCCUCUGCCCUUCCUCCCUGCCAUCUUCAACUACGCCGCCACCGGUGGGACCUACAUGGGCGCAGCCCCCCACCCUCUUAUGGCAAACCCCAGCCUCUACAGCGGCAGCAGCGGCAGCAGCAAAAAGCAACAAGACGGCGCCGGCAGCAAACAGUAGGACAUCGUAUGCACUAAAAAAAAAAAAAAAGGAGAAAAGAUGAAAGCUUUUUGCCUGGGAAUGGAAGGGGUGCAUGCUCACUUCGCUUGCACAGUUAGCUCCGCCCCUCCCUUUCUAUCCUACGGACCCAGGCAUUACAGGAGUAAAUGUGAAGGGAGGAGAAGGAGCAAAGAAAUGGCGUGGAGAAUACCCUCUUAUCUUUACUCCAGCUUUCUUUCUCCACAUCUUUCCUGUCUUCCUGUAGUGUGUUGCAGUUCUAGAGCUUGAGUAACCUUCCUCUCCGACUCAUUAUAUUAUCUGUAAUAUAAGAAUAACAACUGCUAACAGGGUUUGUGUUUUGUGACCAAUUAGUUCAGUCUCCUUCCCUUUAUAGUCACCGCGUAAACGAGGACGGGCGCGGUUUGGGGUGUGGGAUAAAGGAACAUCCAAUGACUCCAAAUUAGCGUAUUUUUGUAUGGGCCAGAGCGAAUGCAGGUGCAUCCUGCUGUUAUACUGUCUGUGAUAGUGCUAAUAUGAGCGUGCACACGUGCAGGGAUGUGUGCGCGCUGGGGCGGGCGUGGAGCGCGAACGUCCGGAUCAUUCCGUGUGAUCAUUCCGAGGCUAGCGUAGGUCCACACACGGAGACUAGCGCUUCAGCUACCAUCCGUGGAAGUCGAGGCCGGACGUAAAGUGUGUAACAGUGACAGAUCCACUCCCGUUUUUUGUUUUGGUUUGUUUAUGUCGUCAGACCUGUCGGAUCUGCAUUCCCAAUAGUUUGUACUUUCUGUGUGCAAAACGCUAGCUCAAAGGGGACAUAUGUAGCUGCUGUGGAUAUGUAGCUGGCCACUGGGUAUGAGGUUUAAGGCUGGUAGACCGUUGCACUUCCAUUUUUCAUCUCAUUUCCUUAAAAUAAAAAAAAUAAAAAUUACAAAAAAAAGGAAGAAAGACCAGUCAGCCUUCAUUUGUUUAGCUGUUUCCCUCUUUGUUUAGAAGAGAACAAGAGCCCGUCUCCUCAAGCCAGGAAGACGAGGCCGCAUCAAAGGCGCAAAAUAAAACACGGAUUCAGGGUUUUGACCUAAUCCUGACCCCAGACGAGGACUUUAUGGGCACAAAACCGUUCAAUCAACAAACAGAAAAGGCACUUUGGGGGGAAGAAAUGAAAUCACAGCUUAAAGAGAUGAGCAAUGACGAAAAAGUCUGAUCUCUUUUCUCUUCCUUGUGUCAUAUUUAAGAGAGAAAAAUAAACAUACAAACAUAGGAAGCGGCUGAGCUUAGCAGCCAAAGUGGCGGACUGAAACUGCUCAGACCCCGCCCCCCUCAUGCAGGGGCCUUUUUUUUUGUUUCUGUUACAUGUAACGUUAUCUUUUCACGUUUGUUUUUACUUAAACGAUGUUGUUGUUUAUGUCGUUUAGCCCUCUUACCGGAUGGAAGUGAUUUCAGCGGGGGGGAGGGGGGAACUUCAAGAAUAUGAAUGUAAAUUUAGUUGCGAGGUUUAAUGAAGUACAGUUGCAUUAAUGGUAGAGUUGGUUUCAGUUCCUGCUUUUUUUUUUCUUCUUUUCAUUUCUUUUGACUCAAAUAACUUGUUAAAGAACAGUAUAACGUCUGGUAUGCAUAUAUACAGUAGUCCUAGGAAUAUGUCAGUAAACUUGGGUUCUGUAUCCACAAAAGCAUGAGAAACACUUGCUUCCUAACCAUUUAUUUUUACUUCAGCGAAUCUGGCACAGCUAUUGUUUUCUGUCUUCAUUUUUUUAUUUUUAAAUCUUCCAUAUCUCCAUUAGGAUCUGCUUUAAUCACCACAGGCUACUCUUUUGUAGAGAAAAAUUAGGAGCUGGUAUAUUUUCCCCUUUAGCUCCUCCUAAGAACACGUGAGGCGGCGUGCGUAUCAUGGUCAGGGGGCUUGGUCGCCGUUGAGACGUGGUGUGCCUGACCUUAGAGGCCCCCCUUUGUGUGUGGUUACAAGCCUUUUGCGUGCUUGAGUGCAUGUGAGUGACUGUAAGAAAAACCAAAAUAAUUUCAGCAGAGCAUCCCUUGACAGUACAUGAGCCACGUAUGUGUUUUGGGGGGUUACUUGCUUUCUUUCUUUCUUUCUUUUUUCAUGAUUAUUUUCACCCUUAACCUUCAAUGUAAGAAAGCCUUGCUGUGUCACAGUAACUCAAGCGACUCCCGUCAUAUAUUUUGGACCAUUUCUUAUGCCAUAUGUCGCCAUCAUGGUUGUCAUAAAAACCAAAAAAGCAUGCAAAUGAACAUAUUGUGGUGACUGGGACUGGAAUCUGGUGGUAACAUCCAACUAUUUACUGUACGUUUUAGUUCAAAAAUGAAUGUGCCUCUGCUUUGAUAUUUAAAUAAUUGUCUAUUCAAAUGGGGGGGAAAACCAGAUUUCAGCUGUUAAGGUGCCUUGUUUUGGCAUAAGAAAUUUGAAAAUCAAAUGCGAUUUUUGUUUUGUUUUUAUUUUUUCCUUGGAAAAAUGACUUGGAGUUAGAGUCCAUGGCUUUGUUUGCUAUGAAGCUGUUAAUAGAUAUAGGAGUGUGGCUAAACUGUUUUUUGGUAUUGUGUACAUGUCUAGGAUAAUACUGUGCCAUAUAGAACCCACAGAAUAUGUUAAUGUUAUUUUUCAGAGAUGUUUUAAUGUUGCCUGAUGACUUUGUCUUUAGAUUUGAUACAAAGGCUUGUAGCCACAGCUCUCCCAAAGUCUGUAGUGUCCUUUUCAGCAUUUUUCUUGUCGCCCCCCCCCCCCCUCCUCUACACACACACACACGUUUAUGUCUCCCCUUCUUUCUCUUUGCUGCAAUCAAACAAAAUAAAGUAUUAACCUGAUGACCCAAUGAA
Molecule: messenger RNA, 8329 nt
Organism: Oryzias latipes (Japanese medaka)
Lineage: Eukaryota; Metazoa; Chordata; Actinopteri; Beloniformes; Adrianichthyidae
Gene: zbtb4
Product: zinc finger and BTB domain containing 4
Biological process (GO): regulation of gene expression
Cellular component (GO): nucleus
Source: RefSeq, a predicted model, not a curated record